This is a messenger RNA of Micromonas commoda, 2019 nucleotides long. RefSeq lists its product as hypothetical. NCBI's taxonomy places the organism in Eukaryota, Viridiplantae, Chlorophyta, Mamiellophyceae, Mamiellales, Mamiellaceae. The coding region runs from base 1 to 2019 and encodes 672 amino acids. The record is from RefSeq and is a predicted model, not a curated record. The transcript has a single exon.
AUGAGACCUCGGCACGGCACAAAGCUUGAAAGGAUCGUUGGGACAACUUUCGUAUCCGGAGAAACGUUCGAAACUUUCUUGUUGCACUGCGAUGAAUAUUUAGUGCCCGCUACGCAACGGUGCUUCCGCCUCCGGGAGAUCCGGCGCUGUGUCAUGAUCGGCGAUCAUUUUCAGGACGUAAAACGAGAAUGUUCGUGUUCUGCCGCGUCAAAAGCUGACGUGGUGUUCUUACAUCGUGGAGUUCCGCUCGCAUCGAAUCAGAAUACACCUCGUCUUGGUUGCAGAGAAAAGUACUCGACGCAGAACGGAGCGCUCCACCUGCCCACGAGGCUGAUUUCGAUCUGUUUUCAAACAUCUGCUGACAUAGUCUGCAUGAGGCGCACUGCGUGGACCAGAAUUGAUAUGCCGAGACGUGUAUUCUCGCACGUAAGGUUGCAAGAUGGCGUUCCGAGUAAACGCAACGAUAGUCUUCUAGAUGUGUCAUUUUCUGCACGUGAUGUGGAACUGCCGAACUGGUUUGUUCCUGAUUUCGGUGCAAUAAGGAAAUGCACUUGUCGCCUCUACUCUGAGAUAAAAGGGAAACCGUGUUUUCCACUUUAUCGUUGUGGAGCUGGCUGGCUUCAAAAGACUGAGACUACAUAUGCUGAUUCCACACACAGCAAAACUGGUGUUCUGGAAGGUAUCUCUGUCUGCAUCAACUCGGUGAGACCUUUCGAUAUGUUACAAAGCAGGGAACUACAUCGUGAGUGUCUGCUGAUUCUUCAGAGACAAGGCGCUGUGAGCCUCAAGUGCGAUGACGCAUGGAAUGAUGCUACGAAAUGCUCCACACUUUUAGACCUGAGAACACUGCACCACAGAGCUACAAAACUUUCAUCUGUGCAAGGAAACUAUUCCCUCUUGCAACAAACCACCCCUAGAGGAGUGCUCCCUAUUUAUGAUAUGACAGAUGAUAACCGCAAAGGAGGGAAGUUGUGUUUUGAAGAAUUUCUGACUGAAGUCGGCACGACGUUCAAGUCUCUAUGCUCUCCAUAUCGAUCACUCGGGCCAAAAGAUCGUGAAGCGCUGUUCUUGCAAAUAUUUCGGUCCCGCUCACGAGUGCGCCUCCCAUAUCUGACUUCCCUUGCUCUCGAUUGUUUGAACUUGGUACAUCUGUCAAGCAGUUUCAACGCGAUUCAGCAGUCGACCGUGCAUUUCUGGAGUCCGCAAUCUAUUGCAAUUGGUAGUGGAUCGAUUUUGCGCUUGAUGCUUGAUACGUGCGAGCAGCGGUGCUCACCUAGGGAGAAAGCAAAUACAGUAGCUCAUGCGAAUGAUGUUCAGCCUGAGGAUCAUGCGAGGAAGCGUCACUUGAACAUCACUGACGCAAGUGAACAUGAAAACCUGAUAUUGAUAGAAGCUGCAAAACGCAUCGAACAAAACUUGAAGUUUGUGGACGUUGAUGGGCAAGACUCUUUGAAGGGUCAUGUAGUGCUGGAAAACAAAAACGGGCAUAAUCUUUGGGGUGCUGGAAUCAUCUCUCCGUGGAUGUAUUACAUGAGCAUGGGAUCUGUUUUCUGUUGCCACAUAGAGGACUACGCAUUUGGCUCUGCCAAUGCAAUCAUCGCCCCCCCUGAUUCUCAUACAUGGGUCGUUUGGUACUCUGUUUCUCGAAAGGAUUUGGGCAACUUGCACUUAUAUCUUCAAGAUCUCAUGGGUGUUAAUUACACUUUGGAUUGUUUGGAGAAAAGAAAAGUCUGGCUCGAUCCAGUGGCCAUGAAGGCAUGGCGGGGUGCGGAAGGUGAGCAAAUCAACGUCUUCCAUCACUUGCAAGGACCAUCGGAAUAUGUCAUCACCGACUAUGGAUCUGUACACUGGGGUGUCAAUCUCGGUGUCGGAUGGAAAGCUGCGGUCAACUUUGCAUUUUCUGAUUGGCGCGCGGCAGCAGAACUUGUCCACCUUGUGUACAAAGACCGUGAGAUUGCAACUGGCCAACAAAGGAACUACCGCUGCGUACCAGAUUUCUGCUCAGGGUGCUGGGGGUAA